GACAGCUGCGACAACUACGCCCGUCCGGCCGUAUUAACUUAAUCUGCCGUGAGCUUACUCUACCUCCAGAACUCAAUAGUGAUCUCUUGACGGACUAUCUUCACGAUGGACGCGGCCCUACUUGCUAUCAUCGGCGCACAAGCCGGGGCAAGCGGCGAUAAUACCCCUACAGCUGGCUCAAAAGCAGCAACCCCUGUGGGAACGGCACCUGGAUCGCCUAACCCUGCACCAGCAGCUGUCUCCAGUGAACCCGCCGCAGUCACUUCUACCCCUGCUCCAUCCUCAACACCAGCUUCCGUCGCCGCGUCUACACGGAAGCAGGCGAGCGAAACAGCCACCCGGUCGGCGCCGAGGAGGAGUACGCGACGAGCACCACGGCUCGAGAGCGAGUCUGAAGGCGCUGGGUCCGACGAUGAAGAUGAGCUCUCUGAUGACGAGGAGUGGGCUGAUGUGAAAACAUGGGAUCCGGAUACGUUGAUUGGCGAUGCGGCUGAUGAGCAACGGCUAAACGCCAUGUCAGAGUUGCACCGUGAGAGUCUUAUCGCGGAACGACGGGGACGCCUCGAGAAGAUGAAGGAGCGAUUAGAAGUCAAGAAGAUGGUGCGGCGGAAGUUCGGCGCAACGAAACCCAAACGACAGAACGAGGAUGAAGACGAACGUCCAGCGAAACGGCAAACGAAGGAGAAGACGAAGCGGGAUGAGACCAUGGCCAGCUUCAAAAGAGAAAGGGAGAAGCAUUCGCGAGCAGCAAAGGAUGGUAAUGCCAUGCAGAUAGACUCCGUACAUGAUGAUCAUUACGAAUCCGACGAUCGGCUGGAUGCGGAUACCGAAGUGCGGCGGAAAGAGAUAAGCAAAGCCACGAAAAGCAUACCAACAUACGAACAGGUCCUGUCGAUACAAGUCACCCGUGCCCAGCUGACGGAUUGGGUGUUUGCGCCGUUCUUUGACAAGACUGUGAAAGGCUGCUUUGUACGCUAUGGAAUUGGAGCCGACGCGAAGGACCCUAAAAAGAACGUAUACCGCCUAUGUCUGAUCGAUGCGGUAACCACCGCCUCCCGACCAUACUCAAUUGACGACAAGCCGGUGCCAAAAUCAGCAAUAAUGAAUCAUGCGGGAGCCCAAAGGGAGAACACCUUCUCCAAAGUGUCGAAUAGUCCCGUAACCGAGAGCGAGUACAGACGAUGGUCUGAGACGAUGGUAUUUAACAAGAUCCCAUUCCCGGCACACCACGUCAAGAACAAGAGGGAUGAUUUGGACCGAGCGAAAAAUUAUGUGUUCAGCAGCGACGAAGUAAGCCAAAUGGUCACAUCCCGAAAAGCCCUCCAGAAAGCCCCCGUCAACGCCGCCGUCGAGCUCCCGGCCCUAAAACGCCAGCUAAUGUACGCCGAAGAACAAGGGAACGUAGAAGAGCAAGAACAGCUUAGAGCGCAGAUGGACCGUAUCUUGUUGAACUUGAGCAACAAAAAGGAGGAGGAGACGGGGGCGCGCGCGCUGUCGAGGUCUGGGAGCGACCUCCGCAUCCCUGGGACGCCUGGCAAUGGUGCCGCACCGAAUUUGGCGUCGUCGGGGUUCACUGCGCCGAGGGUGACGGGGGUGGGGGGGUUGGCGAUGGCGGAUAUCUCGAAUGAGAUGGAUGGAGCGUUUGCGAGGGAUCCCGUGUUGGAGGAGAUCAGACUCUGAGGAAAUGCCUCAUGAAUGUCGUAUUGGCGUAUUGUAGGCAGUG
Messenger RNA from Fimicolochytrium jonesii, 1723 nucleotides. RefSeq lists its product as uncharacterized. Gene Ontology annotation, cellular component: Cdc73/Paf1 complex. Bases 106 to 1680 code for a protein of 524 amino acids. Gene Ontology annotation, molecular function: DNA binding; RNA polymerase II C-terminal domain phosphoserine binding. Lineage: Eukaryota; Fungi; Chytridiomycota; Chytridiomycetes; Spizellomycetales; Powellomycetaceae. The transcript has 11 exons. The record is from RefSeq and is a predicted model, not a curated record.